AUGGCGAGCGCGACCACCAGCAAUAAUACUUCCCAAAUCCUCCCAACGAUAAACCUCCUCUGCAUGCUCCCCGAACCCAAAACCGCCUUCCUCCAAGCCGUAGACAAGCACUUCCCCACCCUCCGCCACCACACCACCAUUGAAAUCCACGAAAGCAGCCUCAAAGCCCUCCCCCAAGAAACAACCUUCGACGCCGUGGUCUCCCCAGCAAACAGCUACGCCCGCCUGGACGGCGCCUUCGACGACGCCCUAGCCCGCGCCUACGGUCCCAAGGACGAUUACUCCUGGAUAACUCGCCAAGCACAGGAAGUUGUCUACGAGAAAUGGAAGGGUUUCGCGCCACCGGGGACCUGCACGAUUGUAGACUUGACCACUGGAUCCGACGGGAUCCCACGGAACCAACAGCCCUGGAAGACGCGAUAUCUACUCCUCUGCCCCACGAUGCGGAUCCCGCAGCCCGUGAGCUGGGAUCGAGAGGUCUGCUACGAGUGUAUCUGGUCUCUACUAAACGCAAUCUUCAAUCAUAACCGGGACGCCCAAAACAACAACAACAACGAAGAGGAGAAGAUUAAAACCACCGGGGCGGGUGCCGUGAGUAAUAAGCGCUGGGCGGAGCAGACUGUGCUCGCGAUGAGGCAUUUUGUGGAGAGUGUGCAGGAUCCGGAGACGUGGAGUCGAUUGCAAUGGCGCAAGGCGCUGGAGGAUUUUCGGGAGAUGGAGGGGACGUAUAGUAAAGGCAGUGCUUCGACGAGUGGAUGA
Messenger RNA from Recurvomyces mirabilis, 759 nucleotides. RefSeq lists its product as uncharacterized. NCBI's taxonomy places the organism in Eukaryota, Fungi, Ascomycota, Dothideomycetes, Mycosphaerellales, Teratosphaeriaceae. The record is from RefSeq and is a predicted model, not a curated record. The transcript has 2 exons. Bases 1 to 759 code for a protein of 252 amino acids.